GGCGGUUACUUUUUUGAAUUUUGAAAUUUAAUCGAUUUGACAGUUGAUUGGACAUGUGUCAGGCGGCGGAUUGGCAGAGAUUUUUAUUUUUAUCUUUAAUACCCUUACUUUACUCUUAUAUUCAUUUUUACAAUUACAAAACUUCAUCAUUUUCCCUUCAAUCAUUCACAGUUUUUCCUCCCUCAGGUUAGUUUUCUUCUCCGUUUUCACUUUUACUUUUUUCGAUCAUGGGUGCCCUUAAGGAUUUAGCGAGGUCAUUUUCUCGGUUGACACAAGAAGAGGUAGACCUGUUUUGCCUUGAAUAUGGUAUCGAUAAACAGUUUAAUCCGACCGCCCCUGCUUGCGAUGCUUCCGUUGACAAACCGAUUCCUGGUUUUAUUGCUUUGUAUUGUCGGCAUUUUGAGUGGUCUAAUCUUCGUUACCCUUUUUCGUUUUUUGUUCUAAAUUUGCUUGAAUAUUAUCGAGUGUCUUUUGGGCAAGUACAUCCGAAAGGAAUGGCUAGGGUUUUGCACUUUGAAGUGCUGUGUCGUGCUUUAGGUUAUGAUCCUUCAUUGUUGCUCUUUCGGAGGUUCUUCCGGUUAGCCAAAAAUGGUGAUUGGUUUACUUUUGAGAACACAAAGGUUGAUACUUGUCUUGUUUCAUCCAUGGUUACAACCCUUGGAUCAUGGAAGAAUACGUUUUUCUGGGUUUCUGAAUCCAUUAUUCCUUUCAAAAUGGUGUGGAGGCAUCCGGAUGCUGUUCUUAACGAUCCGGAGCCUUCCGAGUCUGAAUUGAAUGAUGCCUUUCUUUCAACCAUUCGGGGGUGCCCUUCGAGGGUUCGCCCUUUUCCCGAACAUUUGUUAGUGCUUUUAGGGGUUAGUAAUAUUUGGGCAAAAGUUGAUCGGGAUCCGGUGUUGAUGAGAAAUGGCCUUGUUAUGUCUGCUUUGGACUUCAUCAAGAGUGACGAUACGUCCGAUGUGGUUUUUGAAGAUGCUCCGACUGUUCCGGGUGAAAAUGUUGUUGUGAGGACCUCUGAGCAGAGGUUUGAGGGUUCAGGUUAUGUCAGUGUUGCAAAUGCGAAGGGUUUUACCAAGUCCAAUGUUCCCAAGCCUUCAACUCGCCGGUUAUCUCGUCGUUUACUGAAAGCUGCUCCUCAAUCCACUUCCACUGAGCCAGUGGAUUUGAGUGAUGAUAUCGAGGCUUCUGAGGAUCAGGCUGAAGUGAAGGUUGAGAAGGAGAAGGAAUUAGUUGUGCGUGGUAAGAAGGUUCGAGGAAAGAAGGGUGUUGCUACCCCUGUUCAAGAAUCGUCGAGCAGAGACGUUGAAGGGUUGAACCCUGGGGGCACUUAUGUGCCUACUUGGUUGGUUAAGAAUGAUGACACUUUUAAGGAUGCUGCUGUUUGUGAAGACGCUCUUAGUCAUCUUGCUCCUCCUUCCGUUCAGAAGGAGGCAGCUUGGAAGAAGGAGAUUGAGGACCUGAAGAAGAUGCAUGCCAUUGAGAUGGGUGACCUGAGGAAAAGUUUUGAAGCAAAUUUGUUGAAAUUGAAGGCUGACCGGGAGGCCUUAUCUGUCCAGCAGAAGGCUUUUCGUGAAGAAAAGGAGGGGUUGAAGGCUUCCGUUGGUCAGGUGACUGCGGAUAAUCAGUGGUUGAUCGAGCAUGGGUUUCAGCAGGUUGUGACUUAUCUUUUGCACUCUAAGGAAUUUAACUCUGCCCUUGGUGAUGUUUACACAAAGCUGCUGAACCUGGGGAAGCAUCAAGGCCUUACUGCUGGCUAUAAACUUCAUGAAUCUGGGCAACCUUUGGAGAAAUCACCCAUGUUUCGCCCUGAGGCUUCUGAUGUCUUCAAGGCUUCUGUUGAGCAGAUGGAGAGGCUAACCUACCCCUUUAUUCAUGAGGUAUCCUCUUGUUUUGGUAAGCCUUUGUCUGUUUUACAGGGGUUGAAGCCUGAGGGGUUAAAUGAGAAGGUUUGUGUUGAGGUUUUGGGUUCCUUGUCAAAGAAGAGGUCUUACUCCGGGGACAGUGAUGAUACCCUUUCGAGUCUGCCUGAAACCUCGAAAGAUGCUGGUUUGGAAACCUCUGCAGUUGGUGGUGAAGAAGUUGUGAAGGUGAAGAAGACAAAGAAAGCUAAAAAGUCUAAGGGUGAAGGUUCCAAGCCCUCUGAUAACUGA
This is a messenger RNA of Helianthus annuus (common sunflower), 2147 nucleotides long. RefSeq lists its product as uncharacterized. NCBI's taxonomy places the organism in Eukaryota, Viridiplantae, Streptophyta, Magnoliopsida, Asterales, Asteraceae. The coding region runs from base 228 to 2147 and encodes 639 amino acids. The record is from RefSeq and is a predicted model, not a curated record. The transcript is spliced from 3 exons.